Molecule: messenger RNA, 954 nt
Organism: Cydia splendana
Lineage: Eukaryota; Metazoa; Arthropoda; Insecta; Lepidoptera; Tortricidae
Exons: 1
Coding region: 1-954 (317 amino acids)
Source: RefSeq, a predicted model, not a curated record
AUGCCUCCCGACGAUGAAAAAAAAAGCGAUGCCCCGGAAGAAGCCAGCAGCCUCACCAGCCCAUCUCCGGCAGCAGCACUUCUAUCUCACGAUGUGGCGGCGAUAUCACUCUCCCUGCGCGUCCCACCGUUCUGGCGAGACCAGCCAAUACUCUGGUUCUGCAGUUUCGAGGCGGCAACGGCAGAGCUGAAGAGAAGCCAGGCGCAGCUCGCUCAGAUGGUAAUCGCGCAGCUAGAAAAACAAGAUAUUCAAAAUAUCAGCGACCUCAUCUACUCCCCGCCCGAAGAGAAUUACUACACCGCCAUCAAAAACAGACUCAUCUCGGUGUACGAGGAGAGCAACAGCGCGCAGACCAAGAAGCUGUUAUCCCAAGUCGAGCUCGGGGAGCAGAAACCCAGUCAGCUGUUACGACGGAUGAAGACGCUGAACAAGGAGAAGUUUCCUGAGACAACGAUACAGAUGAUGUGGCUUGAUCAUCUCCCGCCACACGUACGCUCCGUGCUCACCGUCAGUGAAGCGUUCAAAAUUAAAACGACGUUAGAGGACCUCGCGCUGCUCGCCGACAAAAUGUUGGAGCACACGCCAACAUCAGCGUCGCACCAAAUCGCCGCAGUUUCUACUCCCGCAGUCUUACCACCUUCGCUACCAACACCUCCGUCUACGUCAGCUCUCGACGCACAGUACCUCAUCGGCGAGAUUAGACGGCUAUCGCUCGAAGUCGCCGAGCUCCGUUCGAGACCGCGCGAAAACUGUAAUCAACGCUACAGCCGCUCGCACCGCCGUUUCCCAUCGCGCCCACGAAACCAAUCGCAAGACCGAAGCCCACGCAGCCGCAGAAGCUCGCCGAUGCCGUAUUGCCAUUACCACCGCCGUUUCGGGAUGGACGCUCAGAAAUGCGCACAGCCGUGCAGCUUCAAACCGAUACCGGCAACACCAUCAACAGCGGAAAACUAG